AUGAACUCCCGUUUUCUCCCUGGACGGGAUAAGGAAGUAAAACAGGGAUUAGACACCGUUAGGAAGCUUGUACCUGUUGAAAAUGCACAAGAAAAUUCUGCCCGUAUUCGAGAAUCAAUACCAUCCAAUUGGAUAUACAACGAAAAAUAUGUAAAUAACGUUUGGGAGGAUCUUGAACAAUAUACAAAGAAAAAUAUUCAAUCUGCAUACGCAGAACAAAAUCCUUUCAAGCAAAUUGAUGAUUCAGCUUCUAAAAUUAGACAGAUAAUAGCUACUUUUGAAUCACAAGAUGAAGAGUUUAUACUUAAUUUCAUGAAUAUUCUCGGUGAAUCAGAUGAUUUUUCUGGCUCAAGUUUCGAUUCAGAUGCGAUUUUCUUCGAAGCUCGUUCAAGAUUACAAGAUAUGAUUGACCAACACGUAGAUUUUACCGUACGAGAAGGAAAACUACUCGAAUCUAUGGUUUUGUGGUAUAAAUUACAAAAGAAUAUGAAAAUUGACGAUUCAGAUCAAUUUACUGUUGACGAAAUGAAGAAAUACGACAUUAAAAGACUACAAGAUACUCUUGAUGAACUAAAUCGUAUGAAAGAAGCAAGAGCUGAAGAGGCAACCUCAUUACAUCACGACAUUGUCAGCAAUUUAAGAGACAAAGUUAAUGAAUACCAAACACAACUUACUCAGAAAGAACUUCAGCUCUCGCAAAUGCAACAAGAAUCAUCCAGAAACUUGAAAAAUAAAAGAAGAUCAUCAAGAACUCCAACAAGAGCUUUGCAAACCGAUGACGAGUUUCAAGACCAGCAAAGGAAGAUCUUAGAACUCAAUUCUCAAGUAUCAAAACUCAAACAAGCCCUUAUGGAAGUUUCUCAAAACGCAAAACCAGUUGAAGAAGCUCAAGAAAUACUAAAUAAAAUUCCAGAUCCUCUUCAAUCUGAACAACCAACUAUUGAUCUUUCUGUAGCUAAAGAACUUGAUUUCGAGAACAGAAUAAAGAGUCUUAAUGAACAACUAAAAUCCGUGAAAGAUGAUUAUAAAAACACAAGAGAACAAUUUAUGAAAUCAAAACAAAACGAAUUGUUAUUAGAGAAGAAAUUAGAUGCUGCUGAACGACAAAAGAAAUCAUUAGAGUCACAACAAAACACAUUACAAAAGAAAUUGGACCAAUUAGAAGCAAGUUUCAAUGAAAGACUUGAAAAUGCUAAAAAUACAAAUCCAAAAUCAAUCAAAGAUGAUGAUAACUCUGCUUCAGAAAUCAUCAAAAAAUAUGAAGCAAAAAUACAAGCAAUGAAUGAAACUAAUCAAUCAAUGAUUAAAUCAAUUGAAGAGUCAUAUAAUACUAAACUCAAAGCACAGAUGCAAACAAUAACAAAUGCUUUGAAUAAUGGUGAUGCGAAGUCUGCUUUCGAAGAAACAACAAGGCAAUUAAACAUCCAACUUGAAAAAGCAAAAGUUGAUGCAGAAAAAGUUGUAAGUGAAAUGAAACAAAAAACUUCAGAACAAUUAAUGACAAUGUCCAAACAUUAUGAAAAUCUUUUGAGAAAGAAAACUCAUGAUAUGGAAGCAAUUCGUAAUUCUGUUGAUUCUGAAAUCAAAAACAGAUUGUUUGAAAUCAGAUUGGAAUAUGAUGAGAAAACAAAUCAAAAAAUACUCCAAGAACAAGGAAAAUAUCAAACAGAAAUAACUGAAUUGAAAAACGGUUUAUUAAAAGAAAUUGACAUUUUACAAAAUAAAUUGACAGAUGUAACUCAUCAAAAAGAUGCUUACAAAUCAAUUCUAAUCAAUUCAGAUCUCCUUGAAAGUGAAGAAGAGGAGGAUAUGGAUGAAGAUAAAACAAAAACUGAUGAUGACGUUCUCCAAAAUUCUCUUUUAGCUUUGAAAGAAAGAGAAAUUGAACAAAAAGUAUCAGAAAAAUACCAAAUUCUUUUGAAAACACAACAAGAAUUGUUGAUGGAUUCUAAGAAAUGGGAAUUAGAACAAGCAAGGAUCUUCUUAGAAAACAAAUACGAUGAUUACUUGCAAGAUUUUAGAGUCAAAAUUGCUGAUGCUGUUCAUAAAAUUUAUGAUGAAUCUCCUCAUGACAAUGUCGUUCUUGAGAAGCUGUUAAUAUCUGUUUUAGAUCUUGUUGAUAAUGACAAGAAAUUCGAUAAACCAAAGAGUGAAAAAAGACCAGGAAAUGAACCAACAAUUCCUGUCCAUGAAGUUGAAAGAAAAAUGAAUGAAUUGACACAAAAAGUUGUUGAACUUAGCUCGGAAAACGAAAUCCUUAGGAAAUUUGCAAGCUCUAAAUCAGAUAGUAAAGAUGUUAUGGCAAAAAUAGAAGAACAAUCAAAGAAAAUUGGAGAAUUAACAAAAGAAAACUUGGAUUUACAGAAAGAAAUCAAUGUUUUGUCAUCGAAAGUUAAUGCCCCUGUUGUUUCUCAUGCAGCAACAUCAAGAGAAUUCCCUAAGCUAAAAGUUAUUGAUAAAGAAACUCAAACACUUGAUUAUAAACCAAACGUGACAAUUAAAACGGAUAAAAUUAAUACAAAUCAAUAUCCGUCACUUUCCAUUACAACUUCUCAAUUAUUUAACCUUAAUUCAAACAAUGAUGAUUUCUCUAUGCAUGCAGAGUGUUUGCAUUGCCAUAAUGUAUUUGGUUUCGAACCAGGUGAUGUUCAGCAUAAACUUGCAAUGAGUUCUAUUAUUUCUUGUCCAAUUUGCAGAAAGAUGAUGACUUUGCAAGAUAAUUUCGACGAUAAAAACGGUUUAAGUAAUUUGUUGUUAGAUGAAACAAAUCUUGACAAUGUAAUUAAUAUAGAAGAAAAUGAUAAGAAGCCACCAAUCCAAAUUUCAGAUGAAUUAAACAAUUUUUCAGUUCCUCCAACACAAAGAGAGAAAGUUGAACUUCAAAUUGAUUUAUCUCAUGAAAAUCAUCAAAGUUCUCACUCCACAGCCAGAAGACAAUCAACAAACGAAGAGAACGUAUCAUCAGGACGCCGUUCUUCUUUGGCAGAUAGUGGAGAAAUAGUUCCAGAAACUCCUUUAAUUAACGAAAUCCCUCAAAACGAAAAAAGAGAAGAAAAUCAAAAACCAAAUACCGAGGAAAUCAAACCACAAAAAAUCGAAAAUGUUCCUGAUCCGCAACUCCAGAAACUUGUUGAGAACAACACUGUGCUUCAAAAGAAGUUGAUGCUUGCUGCACAAGCACUUAAAGACAUGGAAAGACAAUAUAAUGAAAGAGUUUCGUUUAUGGAAAACAAAAUCAACGAAAUGCAAAAAGAUUUCAUCAGACAGAACCAAUUGGCAAUACAGGCAUCGAAAGAACUUCCUCCCACUCAAGAAGGAAAUGAACAAAAGAAGUACACAGUCAAUAAAAUUUAUUCUCAUGUCAGAGAGAUUAAAAGUGUCAUGAAUUUCGACAUUAAUAUGCCAAAUCCUCCACCAAAAUCACAGGAGCAAAUGAUAGAUAUAGCAGAAAACGCUUUGUUCGUAAUGAAAGAAAAAAUUGAUGAUAAAACAAAACCAGUAACUGUUAAAGGAGACUUGAACGGAUUGCAUCAAAAAAUGACUAAUUUCAGCUUGGAAUUUGCUGGAAUUAAAGGAACAUUUAAACAAUUUGUGAAGAAGACAAACGAGAAAAACAAAGAGUUGGCCGACCAACUAAAGGAUUAUCUUCUCAAAUUCACAAAACAAAAGUCAAAGGAAGUUGAGAAUUUACAGAAAGAAAAAGAAAGAUUGAACAAAGAUAUAGAAAGAUUGAACCAAACAAUCAAAGAAAGGGAGAGGUUUAUGAAUAGUUUAAGAGACGAAUUGGAUAAAACAAGGAAUGAAAAUGAUGAUUUAAGAGAAGAAAUACAAAGUUCUUUGACGGAAGUUCAAAAAUUACAACUUUCAAGAGGUGAAAAAUCACAACUGUUUAAGAUAAUGCAAGAAACAGAGUUAGACAGAGAAAAGCAUAUUGAUUUGUUGACAGAAGAUGUUGUCUCUGCUAAGAAAGAAGUUAAUAAGAUGCAGAAUAAUAUGCAAUCCUUGGAGAACCAAAACAUACAGUUGAAAGACCAAAUUAUCACCGAAAUUGAAAAUCCGAAAAAUGUUAAAUCAUCAAGAAGUGACAAAAUGUCUAAGAUUGAAGAAGAAACAAAACUCGAUUUCGUUCCAAGUUUCGUUGUUUUCUCAACAAAAAUGAAGAUGAACAAUGGCUUCGCUUUGGUUUCUAAAAAUGAAAUGAAAAACAAAAAUUAUUUCAAUUCCCAACCUUUAUUGAUACAAACUGAAGAUGAUUCAAACGUUGUUUCAGCCAAAAUACAGACACCGAAACAUACAACUAUCAAAGUAUUAACUAGACCAAACCAAAGCCUAAGAAUCACAACAGCAAAAACUGUUUCUCGGCCAUUGAAAAAUGUAUUUCCAAGACCAAUCUCUCCAAAUAUACAAAGCACAAGAGAUGAUGAUGUCGUUCAAUUCGACACGUUAAUUCCUUUGACAGUUGAUGAUACUUCUUCAUCUGUUAUCGCUUAUGUAACUCACUACGUGAAACAAAAUGUUCCAAAGAAUGACAGGAAUAAGUCACUUCUUCUUCCAACACCUAUUGAUACAAGUGAAGCAAAGACAGCUAUAGUUUCUUCACGCUCUAAAGGCAGCAUUAUAAAGCCACCUGAAACAAAUCAAGCUCCUCAAACAAUUGUUGUUGAGAAACCGGCAACAAAUAGGUCAAAGAGUCCUAAUGAUAGGGAAGCUAAUUUAGAAAAAAGAAUCAAACAAUUAGAACGUGUUAUAUCUGAUAAAAGUAAUGAAAUUUGUACUUGUAAUGACAAGAUACACGAACUUAAUGUUUUUGUUUUCAAAAUUAAACAGGAAAUCAUCAAAAUUGCUCGUCAGAAAAAGAAGAGUGACAUGAUGCUUGAAUCUUCCAAGAGGCAACUUUCAAAGGCCAUGGAUCACUUGGUAGAAAGAGACAGGCACAUUUCUGAUUUGAAGAAGAUUAUUUCUGAUUUCAGGAAGAUCGCAGAAAGCCUCAAACAAGAGAAACAAAUUAGUUCGUCAAGAACUACUUAUUCCGGAAGAGACGAUAUUGUUCUCUUAAAUUCUCUUUCAUAUGCAAAGAUGGCUGAUAAUGAAAUGAGAUCUCUCGAGAGAUGGAACUUGAGGAGAAAGAAGAUUUUGGAUGAAGAAAGAGACAAAUUAAUGAGAACAUUGAGAGCAAUUCGUUUGUUAGAUGAAACUCCAAUCAAACAGGAUUUGGUGACCGUAACUUCCCAAAGAUCUCCUUCAAAAGAAAAAAGAACAACUGUUACUCCAAACGCAAAAGAAAUGAUCAAGUAA
Trichomonas vaginalis G3 is the source of this 5295-nucleotide messenger RNA. RefSeq lists its product as uncharacterized. NCBI's taxonomy places the organism in Eukaryota, Parabasalia, Trichomonadida, Trichomonadidae. The record is from RefSeq and is a predicted model, not a curated record. Bases 1 to 5295 code for a protein of 1764 amino acids. The transcript has a single exon.